Molecule: messenger RNA, 3028 nt
Organism: Bemisia tabaci
Lineage: Eukaryota; Metazoa; Arthropoda; Insecta; Hemiptera; Aleyrodidae
Gene: MBD-like
Product: methyl-CpG-binding domain protein 2
Biological process (GO): DNA methylation-dependent constitutive heterochromatin formation; negative regulation of transcription by RNA polymerase II
Cellular component (GO): nucleus
Molecular function (GO): methyl-CpG binding
Source: RefSeq, a predicted model, not a curated record
UCAAUGAGUCACACUUUUUCACCCGCUCACCGCUCUUCUCUUAGUACGUAGUGUCAUAUUCUUAUCAGGUGUCAUCGCCAGGAUUUUUUUCAGUACUGGUAACAUGGAAAUAACUGAAAUGUUCGUGAAAGUUUAUUGAGAUUUCGUGCCGAUUUUGAACCAGCAGUUUCGGUGGAUUAUGUCUGUUGAAAAAAAAAGGUUCGAGUGCUCCGCUUUACCGAAAGGCUGGCAGAGAGAGGAAGUCGUUCGGAAAACGGGGCUGUCCGCCGGAAAAGUUGAUGUUUUUUAUUACAGCCCUGAUGGUCAAAGAUUCCGCAGCAAACCUCAAUUAGCUCGAUGUGUUGGAGAUUCUGUACAGCUUGGCACAUUUGAUUUUCAGACCGGAAAAGUAAACACUCUCUUAGUUCGUUCUCACAAGAACAAGAACAAAACGGCGCAAUUUGACUACAGCCGCAACAUGCGUAAUGAUGUAUCUUUGGUACCGCCUAUCAGGCAAACAGCUUCCAUUUUCAAGCAACCUGUAACUGUUUUCAAAAUGCAAGAAGGGAAGGUGAAAUCUGAUUUCAAACAUGGCCCUCAAGAAAAACCGAAACAGCUUUUUUGGGAGAAGCGACUGGAAGGUCUAAGAGCAUGUGAUGUUGAUGGAUCUGAACUGAAGACAAUGGAAUUACCAAAAGGUCUAAAAGCCGUUGGACCAUACGUAAAUGAAGAAACAGUGCUUCAGUCUGUCGCCACUGCCCUUCAUGUCUCCUCAGUGCCAAUCACUGGGCAAACCGGUCCUCGCUCAACUUUGGAUAAGAAUCCUGCUGUCUACCUAAACCCAGAUCAACCUCUUGCACAGGCGUUAACUAUUGGGGAAGAUGAUAUCAAAAAACAAGAAGACAGAGUCAGUUCAGCUCGUAAAAAGUUGCAAGAUGCGCUGCUUGCAUUGUCAGGCUGAUGAAUGCAUAUAUGGCAAGUGAAUGCAUUUUGACAUAAAUUGUGAUACAUGCUCAGCUCAUGGAAGUCAAGGAUUCUCCGGCCUAUCAAGUUGUUUGUGUUCUUUCUUGCUUCUUAUCUGUUCUCAUGAUUGACAUUGAUCAGUAGACAGUGAGUUGGGCUCUCGAAGCAUGCCUUCGGCCUUUUUCUACCAUUAACAAAAAGACUCAGGCUAACUAAAAAUUUAGUUUCCAAUGUGCUGUGGAGUAAAGCUCCAUUAAAAUUAAUUUUUAUUCGCUAAAAAUGAGACAAAAAUAUAAUUUUCUUACUUUCCUGGCAAUAGCGAGGCCAGAAAGAAAUACAUUGGAUUCAAUUGUACCUUUCCAACUUUGUUUUCUAUGUUGUCUUUGUCUUGUGACGUUUCCACAAUGUUGACUUGACUAACACCGAAGCCGAUACAUAGCUUUAAAGGCGAGAAAAUUUCACAUUAUUUUUUAACCCAGUACUUUUGGACGACUUCAUGGAAGAUGAAACCUUGUGAAAAUGAAUUAAAUCCUCCAAAGGAAUUAUAAGCACACUAUUUUCAUGAAUCAUAGUUCUUUUUGAUUUUGAUUUCCUUUUUUUUUUUUCCAUUUCCACCUACAUAAAUAGUUUUUUUUUAGUAUAAAUAUGCCCAUUUUUUGCAAGGAAAAGUUUCCAAGGACUUGAAAUAAUUUCAUCGUAAAUUUCUCAAUAUGUUCUUUGAAACAUCUGCCUCUUAUUUUGCUUUGUCUGAUGAGAAAUAUCUGGUAAAAAAUACAGAAGAUAAUAAUAGUGUGUUUAUCUGUGAGCUGUGAGCUAUGAAUAUUUUUGCGUCUUUUUUGAUUCUGAAGAAAAGGUCUAUAAAAUCAGGGAGGAGAAAAAGAAAAUGCUAUGAGACAUCCUUUCUUUAAAUUAGUACUUACGCAUAGUUUUUUCAUCAUUGAGUGUUUAAGCUUGAAAGAAGGAAUUCUUUUCAGUGUAACGGAAUAUAAUUAGUUAUAAUUUUUUCUUUUCUUCCUCAAAAAAACUGUUGUUUGCUCUCUUUGUUUCUGAGGAAAGAUUCCUGUAAACAUUCAACAAGAAAAUAAUCAGGUAAUAAUUGUAACACUUGGUAUUGCUUGGCCAGGUGAUAUAAUUUUUUAUAUUGAUCAUAUGUUUGUGUUCAGCACAUUACCCAUGAAGCUCCAAUAAAAGUUGAAUAUAAAACCACAGUUUUAUGAUAAAAGCUUGUUGAUUUACUUUCAAAGAUGAUACAUCUCUCGCAAAAAUUAUUUUGUGCUUGUAAGUUUUUAUUUGAUCAAACUGCGUGAUGAAUUUUGUUUUAUUUCUCUUUUCUUUCCAAUUUCCAUAGAAUUUCUUUGUCCUCUUGAAGUUAAAAAUAUAAGUUCAGUGUUUGAUAUUACUCAGGUAGAUUUUGCACAAAUAUUUCUACUCAUUAUUAAGACAUUGAAGUUUAAACACACAGAUUUUUACUGUUAUCUGAUAUUAAUUAAGAUGUAGAAUCCAUAUUAUCUGGCCGGAUGUAACAAGUAACUAGUCUGAAAAAAAGAGAAAAAAAAGAAUCCUAAUAUUUAAUAGUGUUACAAUUUCACUUCUGGAUGCUUCGAAUUGGGUUCGAGAUACAUCCCCCCCCCCCCCAAUCAGUUUGCAAAUCAAAAUUGUUUGGAAAAUUCAGCAAAACUGGGGGUGUCUCGAUGCUUGAAGGCUGGAUAAUAAAGAUUCAGUUGGUGUAACUUACUUUUUUCUAGCUGUAAGUCCUCUUGUAAUUUUCGCUGCCAAUUUUAAAGUUAGUGGCAUUUUCUGAAACCUCCCUGGUCUACUGUUUUCCACUUAAUUCAUGUUUGAGCUCAUGAUUACUAAUAAUUUCCAAAAGGUGCACCAGGCACUGCUCAGUUUCAUUUUGUCUCAAUGUGUGUGGGGUAGAAAGCUAGUAAACCGGCAGAUUUCAGAAAACAGCUUUUUUUUAAGUAGUGUUUUCCAUGAAGACAUCAAAUUUUUUGUAUAAAGUGUAAGGUUUAAGCAGUUUGUGGCAAGUUGUUAAAUUGAUAUUUUUUCUAAGUUACUAAUAAAAUUCCUCUCAAUCAAAAAA